AUGACCACCAAAAGAAUGUGUAAGUUACUUCUCGAAGGUGAUAGUUAUUUUAAUGAUGAAAAUGUCGAUACGGAGGAAAUUAACAAAAACACAAAAAUCAAAGGAUAUUGUAGUAGCAAUGGUUGUGAAACAAAUGAAGCUCGUAUUAAUGCUGUGGCCAAAUAUAUAAUUAUGGAAUUCAAAAGUUUAAUAAAAAGACGAAGUCAGUAUAAUCAUUAUGAUGAAUAUUUAUUGAUGUGGAUAAGUGAUAAAUUGCUUAAGAUACACAAAAAAGGAAAAGGCCAAAAUAUUAAAAUGGGGUAUAUAGAUGCUUUUACUUUAAAGCAGGCUUAUAAAGAGUAUUUAGAGAAACAUAAAAAAGGAUUGGAUUAUUGGGUUCUUUUUGAUAAUAUAAAGGGUUUGAAAGAAGCUAAUCUUUGGUAUAUGAGCGAAUUUUAUAAAUUACUUAAUAAAAUAUGUAAUACAAUUGCAUAUUAUGAAAAAAACAAUGCCGAAAGUAAGAAACUUUCUAAAUAUUUUAACAAAUGCCUUAUUCAAUAUAGAACCCUUCAUUUAAACAUUUCUAAAUGCAAAUCAUAUCUUGAUUUAUUGAAUAAAUUAAAAGGUAUAUAUGAUGAUUUUAGAGAUUCUCCUAUUAAGAAAAAUAGUUCAAACAUUAAUUUAGCAACUAAUCUUAAAAAACUUACACCAAAAGAUGGAAAAGAGAUGAAGGCGGUGAAAGGUUUUAAAACAUAUAACUUCAGUAAUGAAGAAUGUAAACUCCCCUCAAAAAAACCUACACCCCGCAAAGCUUCAAAACUUAAUCCAGGACCAGCAUCGAAUACAAAGAUUCAAAGAGAAUCACCAGACUCUCAAGGUGUAUCAAAUUCUACAGGAGGUCAAUUAUCAAAUCAAGGGGAUACAUCAAAAGGUUCAGAUAAUGGAUCGAUUGGUGGAUCAGAUGGUAGCCAAGUAAUCCAAGAAGAAUCGGAAGGCUCGAAAAGUGGACAAGACGUCAAAGAUAGUGAACCAGGAGGUUCAGGCAGUGAAGCGCAAGGUUCAGAUGGUGAGAAAACAGAUACAGACAAUGAUCCAUCAAAUAAAGGUGGCCCACAAGGUGAUCAAGGAGAUUCACUUGAUGGACCAGGUAGUGGGCCAGGUGAUAAAGGAAGUCAAGGAGGUUCAGAUAUUGGUCCAGGAGCAUCAGGAAGUCAAAGCACAUCAUGGCUAUCUUUUGAUAUUGGAUCAUCAUUUUUUGAAAUCGUAUCAAAAGGUAUGAAACAAUUAAAUAAUGCUCUCGAUUUUGUUGAGGAAAAAAAGGAACAACUUACAAAGGUCACGAAUACUAUUAAGGAUUUUUAUAGUACAUCUGUGUCUAAUAUAAAAACUGCUUAUGAUAACUCUAGAAAUUUUUUAAAUAGCAUUAUUGUUCAUAUAAGUAGUCAACCUGAAAAGUUAGAUAUCUCUGAUAAAUCAGGCGAUGAUAAAUUAGGAUCAGAUGGCACAGGGGAUGGGUUACCCACACCUAAUGGCUCAUCACCGUCUCAAACAGAUUCACCUCAAACUCCAUCAGGAACGCCAUACAGUUCAUUACCGUCAGAAAAUCCAGGAACCGAAACAAAAGGAAAUGGAAUAACAAAAAUAGGUGAUAUAUAUGUAUUAAAAGAAUACAAACAAAUUGGAAUAUCAAUUAUAGUUCUUUUAAUACCGAUUACCUUAGCUAUUAUGCACAAGUAUUUGUUAUCUGGAUGGAGAAAGGAAAUGAAGAGAAAAAAAGACAUGAAAAAGAUUAUAAAUUCAAUUGGAGGAAAAAGAACGGUACAAAUAAUUAUAAGUUCAUCAAGUCAUAAAAAACAGAUUAAAAAAUCUAUAAGUUUUGGUUAUAAGGAAAAAUCUCCAUCAUUAAAUAUAUACAAACUUAUGCAGGCUGAUCCUGUGCCGUUUAUUAAUUUAUUUUUUUUAUUGAUUUUUUUUGUUUAUAAAAGAAAAGACGAUUCUUUGGAAUUAUAA
Molecule: messenger RNA, 1989 nt
Organism: Plasmodium vinckei vinckei
Lineage: Eukaryota; Apicomplexa; Aconoidasida; Haemosporida; Plasmodiidae
Product: PIR protein CIR protein
Exons: 3
Coding region: 1-1989 (662 amino acids)
Source: RefSeq, a predicted model, not a curated record